Messenger RNA from Podarcis raffonei (Aeolian wall lizard), 1234 nucleotides. Its product is annotated as mas-related G-protein coupled receptor member A2-like. The coding region runs from base 221 to 1156 and encodes 311 amino acids. The transcript has 3 exons. NCBI's taxonomy places the organism in Eukaryota, Metazoa, Chordata, Lepidosauria, Squamata, Lacertidae. The record is from RefSeq and is a predicted model, not a curated record.
GGCAGUUGGAGCAGCAGCAGCAGCAGCUUGGGAGAGGACCAAGGAAGCAUAAGAAGGAAGAACAAUAGAGGGAAGACUUCAAAGAGAGAGGUCAAAAGGGAGCCAGAACAUCAAAACCGGUAGGUUGGAUGGAAAAGACUGUGAAUUAGACUUCUCCAGCUUUCAGCAGGAAACUGAAACCAUUUUCUGUGGUUUGUGGUUGGGAAGAAAAGAGGGAGAGAUGUUGUUCCUCCCCUGGCUUAUGCUCUGGGGCCUCAUCCAUCUUACCAAAGCUGGCCCAGUUUCAGCAAGAAAUGAAGAAUCCCUUCUUCCUUCAGCUAACAAGACUGUGCUUGGAAGAGGCAUGCAUCUCAAAGAAGGCGAUCUCAACAUCACAACCAUCCUCUCCACGACAUUUUUGAAUGUUCCACAUCAGAUCCAGUCUAACUAUAUCAUGGACUUCCUAAUGUGUGUGCUGGGAGACCGUAUAUUUGCACGUUUCAUGGUCUCCAUCUUUGUGUUUGGGCUUUUGGGAAAUGUUGCCAUUUUCUCUUAUCUCCUUUUCUAUAUCAAGAGGAAUUCCUGGAAUGCCUACAUCUGGAACUUCGCCAUCGCCAACUGUGGCAUCUUUCUAUUUUUGUGCAGUUCCUUUCUGCUGGCUUUCAUUAAUUAUAUUUUCCAUUCCUGUGACGCCUUUGAGAAAUUGUUCCUCUCUCUGGCCUACUUGCUUUUAUACACCCAGUGUAGCUGCAUGCAUUUCAUUGCGGGCAUUGGUGUUGACUGGGUCCUCCUUCUCCUCUCUCCAAGCUGGCACAGAAGCCACCAACCAAACCUGUCUUCUCUUAUAUCGGCUGUCACCUCUAUCAUCCUGUGGCCCUUGCUGUGCCAACUGCUGUUCUUCUUCAGCCUGGGGUUCGACACGCAAACCGUUGUCAUCCUCUCCUUGAUCCUUUUCCUCCCUCUGGUGUCCAUCUCCUUUCAGACCUUGAUCGUCAACACGUGGUACAACUUGGGCCAGCAAAAGAAAAUGCGUACGGAGAGAAUGCUUGAGAUGCUUGGAUCCAUCGUCACCCUGGUGCCUCUCCAUCUCUUCUUCACCCAGAACUCUGACUGCGCAAUCAUCUCAUUGUUUUUCAUGCUGUAUGUUUUGUUUUUGUGUUUUGCAAGGAUGAGCUAAGAAGGGUUGAAGUUGGCUUGUAGUACCAAACCUACAUCAAGAUGAAUAAAGCUUGCACACUUUUGUUUUUAAAAUAUG